Rhinichthys klamathensis goyatoka is the source of this 844-nucleotide messenger RNA. It is a transcript of the gene crip3, whose product is annotated as cysteine-rich protein 3. The record is from RefSeq and is a predicted model, not a curated record. The transcript has 7 exons. Bases 141 to 782 code for a protein of 213 amino acids. Lineage: Eukaryota; Metazoa; Chordata; Actinopteri; Cypriniformes; Leuciscidae.
GGCUCUUUAAAGUUAAAUAAACGCCGCGGCGCGACUUGUGUUGCAGUUGCACGCAGUGUGCAGAGGCGCUGAGAGACAGACAGGCAACGAACCGAGACGAACAGACCCGAACCUGCGUGGCAAAAAGACUCUUCUAGAGAAUGACGUCCAUUUGUCCAAGAUGCGAUAAGACUGUGUUUUUCGCUGAGAAAGUGAGCUCUCUGGGGAAAAACUGGCACCGCUUCUGUCUGAAAUGUGAACGAUGCAGUAAGAUUCUGUCUCCUGGAGGCCAUGCGGAGCAUGAUGGAUUGCCUUACUGUCAUAAACCCUGCUACGGAACUCUCUUUGGACCAAAAGGUGUAAAUAUCGGAGGGGCGGGGUCUUACAUAUAUGACACGCCUCCUCAAACACCGGUUGACAAAUCAUUUAACAGCCCUUCAGACGGAGCACCCACCACACCUUGGACCAACUCACAGAUCAACUAUAAUCAACCCAAAGCUUCCAAUGCUCCUACACGCAUGUUUGCUGGAGAAACUUAUUCGUGUCCCGGCUGUGGAAAGGCAGUUUAUUUCGCUGAGAAGGUGAUGUCACUGGGUCGCAACUGGCACAGGCCUUGCCUUCGCUGUGUGAGGUGCAAGAAAACACUGACCCCUGGUGGUCAUGCAGAGCAUGAGGGCAGCCCGUACUGCCAUGUGCCCUGCUAUGGGUACCUUUUUGGACCAAAAGGUGUGAACAUUGGAAAGGUGGGCUGUUACAUAUACGAGAAAGAAAAUGCAGAGAAUGAAAUCCCAAGUGAGCAUUAAGUCAUAAUGAAAAAGCUCUUUUUUAAUUUGGUACUGAAGUGUUGUUGUUGUUGUUUUUUUAU